AUGCAUCGCCAUGUUACCGCCAUUUCCCCCCGCUUCCCGUCCAUUUCCCGCCCCACACCUUCUCGUCCCCCCUUCCACGCCCCUACCCUCUUCCCUCCCUUCCUCGGUUUUCACCCAUUCCCCAUCUUCCCUAUCUCCCCCCUUUUUCCCUGCUUUCCUUCCCUUGUUUUCCCCCACCUGCCUUGCCUUCUUCUACCACCCCCCAAAUCCCCCCAAAUCCCCCCCCAACCAACCCCCACCCUUUGCCCCUUUCUCCCCGUCCCUUCCUUUUGUCUUCCGCCGCUGCCCCAUUCCCUCCCCCCCCCCCCCUUUCCCAUUCUCCCUUUGUCCCGAACGUUCCUCCUUCCGUUCAUUGCGGGGAAAGGCGGGGGGAGCAGCGGAGACGUCUGUUCCUUCGUCUGUUCCUUCUUCUGUUCCUUCUUCUGUUCCUUCUUCUGCUCCUUCUUCUGUUCCUUCUUCUGUUCCUUCUUCUGCUCCUUCUUCUGUUCCUUCUUCUGUUCCUUCUUCUGCUCCUUCUUCUGUUCCUUCUUCUGCUCCUUCUUCUGUUCCUUCUUCUGUUCCUUCUUCUGUUCCUUCUUCUGCUCCUUCUUCUGUUCCUUCUUCUGCUCCUUCUUCUGUUCCUUCUUCUGCUCCUUCUUCUGUUCCUUCUUCUGUUCCUUCUUCUGUUCCUUCUUCUGUUCCUUCUUCUGUUCCUUCUUCUGCUCCUUCUUCUGUUCCUUCUUCUGCUCCUUCUUCUGUUCCUUCUUCUGUUCCUUCUUCUGUUCCUUCUUCUGCUCCUUCUUCUGUUCCUUCUUCUGCUCCUUCUUCUGUUCCUUCUUCUGCUCCUUCUUCUGUUCCUUCUUCUGUUCCUUCUUCUGUUCCUUCUUCUGCUCCUUCUUCUGUUCCUUCUUCUGCUCCUUCUUCUGUUCCUUCUUCUGUUCCUUCUUCUGCUCCUUCUUCUCUUCCUUCUUUCCUUCUUCUGUUGUUUCUACUGUCCUUUCUUCUGUUUGUCGUACAACUGACCUCUGCACAUGUAUCAAAUGCAUUUUACCCCCAUUUUCAGAGCUGGGAGCUGACGCUGCAGCAACUGCCAGCUCAGCUGCGGAAUCUUUUCCCUCCACGUCAACUGCCACGGCCCACUUGUCGGCUAAGGCGGUGCAGCUGAGGGCGAAUCAAGUGCAGAUCGAAGAAAUGCAGCGCACUGUGGGCCGAGUGAACUACCAGAAAUUCCUGCUGGACUAUGCUCUCUCAGAGACCACUGUUGACUGGAAAGACCGGCUGCUGCCCCCACAGCGCUAUGCAUGCGAUGCAUCGGACGAUGGCAUUCACUCCGACUAUGCAUGCGACGCAUCGGACGAUGACAUUUACUCAUUCCUGGAGUACGACCCAAACCGGCUGUGCCCACUGCCCCUUCCCCUGCACUCUCCCCUCUCCUCUCUCCCCUCUCCCUCUACACAGUCUUAUGCAUGCGACGCAUCGGACGAUGACAUCUACUCCUUUCUUGAGUACGAACCCAACCGGCUGUGCCCCGAUAAAUGGCUGGCAACCCAGGCGCUUGGCUAUGCAUGUGAUGCAUCGGACGAUGACAUCUACUCCUUUCUCGAGUACGACCCAAACCGGCUGUGCCCAGAUGACUGGAUGGCCACCCAGGCGCUCAUAUUCACCCACAACUGCUUCGCGCUGCCCAAACGCCGCUGCAUGGCGCGCACCAACCAGAGAUGGACUGAGCCCCUGCCCUUCCCAGCAGCACUGUUCACUCAGUCUGCACUAAAGGACGAAAACGUUCGGUGGAGCCUGCACUCGUGCAAGUCGUUCACGUGCCUCAACACGCGCGUGGUGGGGGACUGCCGCAACUGCUUCAACCUCACGCUGGAGAAGAACCGAUGGCAGCGCGGCUUCAGAGGGUCGCUGCCCAUUCCCGCCGUCAUCAAGAUGAAGCGAGGGUCGUUGAGGCUCGGGCUAGACGCGGGAGGAGGCACGGGGACGUUUGCAGCGCACAUGGCGCUAUACAACGUGACGAUUCUCACGACAGCCAUGAAUGUGGAGACAGUGGCAGGGCGCACAGGCGGACUGCCUUACAUGGAGACCCUCGCUCACCGGGGGCUUAUCCCCCUCUGGUUACCACACAAGGCGCGCUUACCGCUCUUCGACAACACACUAGAUCUCGUGCAUUGCGUCAACAGCAUCAAGUAUCUCCCUGUGUUGGAAUUUGAGGAGCUAAUCUUCGAAUGGGACAGGGUGCUUCGAGUCGGUGGAGUCAUGUGGUUUGAAAUGUUCUACGCGCCUCUUGAUGAGAUGCCACUCUAUAUUGCAAUAAUCGAGCAGCUACACUACAAGAAGCUGCAUUGGAACAUUACUCCCAAGCCCGACAGUGGCGAGCGGAAGGGCAUGCAUGUUUAUUUGAACUGUGUAAUUGAGAAACACGUGCGCAAAGACAGAUAA
Closterium sp. NIES-65 is the source of this 2421-nucleotide messenger RNA. The record is from the annotation of a GenBank genome assembly. Lineage: Eukaryota; Viridiplantae; Streptophyta; Zygnematophyceae; Desmidiales; Closteriaceae.